Aureobasidium subglaciale EXF-2481 is the source of this 1923-nucleotide messenger RNA. RefSeq lists its product as uncharacterized. The transcript has 5 exons. The record is from RefSeq and is a predicted model, not a curated record. Lineage: Eukaryota; Fungi; Ascomycota; Dothideomycetes; Dothideales; Saccotheciaceae. Gene Ontology annotation, molecular function: amino acid transmembrane transporter activity. The coding region runs from base 144 to 1853 and encodes 569 amino acids. Gene Ontology annotation, cellular component: membrane. Gene Ontology annotation, biological process: amino acid transmembrane transport.
GCGGCCCUUUCAGUGUUUUUCCUUGGUCUGCAUCUUGUGUAUAUGUAUCGUGUGCCUGCUCAGAUUUUCCUUCUUAGCCCGCUGGACCAUUUUUUUUUCUAACCAACAACUUUUCCUUUCCAGGUUCUAUACAUACGCCCGUCAUGCCGUUCUGGGACAAGAACGAGAAGACAGGCGACACUGUCUCGCACUCGCCAUCAGACCCCUUCCACCGCGACUCUACGGAGGAGGGUAUCCUUCACGACAACGCCGAUCAUCUCCAGCGCCGUCUGGGUAACAGACAGAUCCAGUUGAUCGCAAUUGGUGGCUCUAUCGGUACAGCACUGUUUGUGUCCAUUGGCGGCGGCCUCGUCCGCGGUGGACCUGGCAGUCUGUUCCUCGCCUAUUUUAUCUAUUCGUGCUUCCUUGGUCUCGUCAACAACUGUAUUGCAGAAAUGACAAUCUUAUAUCCAGUCUCUGGUGGUUUCAUUCGUCUUGCCGGUCACUUCGUCGACGAUGCUUUCGGCUUCAUGGCAGGCUGGAACUUGUUCAUCUACGAGGCAUUGCUCAUUCCUUUCGAAAUUACUGCUUUGACCACUGUUCUUGGAUACUGGAGUGAUGAUAUCCCGCCGUGGAGUAUCCCAAUCGCUUGCAUCAUUCUUUACGGUCUCCUUAACGUCCUCGCUGUCAGAGCUUAUGGUGAAGCAGAAUUCUGGCUCUCCGGCGGAAAAGUCAUCCUUAUCUUCCUGCUGUUCUCGUUCACCUUCGUCACCAUGGUCGGUGGAAACCCACAACACGAUGCCUACGGUUUCCGCAACUGGAAAGAUGGAGCUUUUGCAGAAUACAGAACUGAAGGUACGCUCGGCCGCUUCGAGGGCUUCUGCGCCGCUCUCUGGUCUGCUUCCUUCUGUGUUGUUGGUCCCGAGUACAUCUCCAUGGUCGCCGCUGAGGCCAAACGUCCUCGCACCUACAUCAAGACUGCGUUCAAGACAGUCUACUGGCGUUUCGGUAUCUUCUUCAUCGGAGGCGCUCUUGCUGCUGGCAUCAUUGUUUCGCACAUGGACCCCGGGCUCGUCGCUAUCGUUAGCGGAACCGGAGAAGGUGGUGGUACCGCCGCCGCCUCUCCCUACGUCAUCGCUAUGAAGAACAUGGGAAUUGCUGGACUUCCUUCCUUCGUCAACGCGCUGCUCGUCACCUCUAUCUUCAGUGCCGGUAACACUUACACCUACGUCGCUACUCGUUCUCUUCACGGUAUGGCUGUUGAAGGCCGCGCACCAGGCAUUUUCAAGAAGACUACCAAGAACGGUGUCCCCAUCUGGUGCUUUGCAUUCGUCAUGAUCUUCCCCUGCCUGUCGUUCUUGCAAGUUAGCAGUGGCUCGAACAAGGUUCUCACCUGGUUGGUCAACCUGAUCACCGCUGGAGGUGUCAUCAACUACAUUGUUAUGACGACGACAUACAUCUUCUUCUGGCGUGCACUCAAGGCUCAGGGCAUUGACAGAAAGACUUUACCUUACUGUGGUUGGUUCCAGCCUUGGUCCGCAUACCUCGGACUUGCCUGGAUGAUCAUGAUUGUUGGCUGCUACGGCUAUACCGCAUUCGCACCAUGGUCGACCGACAACUUUUUUAUCUAUUACACAAUGACCAUUUUAGUUGCUCCUGUCACCUUCUUCGGCUGGAAGCUUCUCAAGAAGACCAAGUUCAAGACCCCUAUGACUACCGACCUCAUCUGGGAGCGUCCCACCAUUGACGCCUACGAGGCCACCUUCCUCGACCCUCCCAACAGCUUCUGGAACGAGAUGCUGGGUCCUCUCAGAAAGAAUAAGGGAAGUGACCGCCAGUACAGCGAGUCAGGCAACUACUCUGGCAUGGAGUAGAUUAUAUGGUUGCAAAACAACAAGUGUAUUCAUGAAUGUAUCAGCAUAUGUAUCUCAUGACAACCUGGAC